Taeniopygia guttata (zebra finch) is the source of this 2223-nucleotide messenger RNA. RefSeq names its product RAS related 2 (gene RRAS2). Gene Ontology annotation, molecular function: GTP binding; GTPase activity. Gene Ontology annotation, biological process: signal transduction. The record is from RefSeq and is a predicted model, not a curated record. NCBI's taxonomy places the organism in Eukaryota, Metazoa, Chordata, Aves, Passeriformes, Estrildidae. Gene Ontology annotation, cellular component: membrane.
GCCGCGGCGCCCUGGCUGCGGGGGCGGGCGGUGCUGCGCGCUCCGCUCCGCUCGGCGCUGCCGCUCCGCACGGCGGGCCGGGCGCUGCUGCUGCCGCUGCUGCCGGCGGCGCUCGGCGCGGCGGGGCCUGCGGCUGCUCAGCCCCGGCGGCACGACGAGGAGAGCGCCAUUGAGAGAGGCGGGCGUCGGACCCCGCGGCGGCGCUGCCGCGAUCGCCCCGCUCGGCUCCCCCAUGGCCGCGGGCUGCAGGGACGGCCCGGGGCAGGAGAAGUACCGGCUGGUGGUGGUGGGCGGCGGCGGCGUGGGCAAGUCGGCGCUCACCAUCCAGUUCAUCCAGUCCUACUUUGUUACGGAUUAUGACCCAACCAUUGAGGACUCCUACACCAAGCAAUGUGUGAUAGACGAGAGAGCCGCACGCUUGGACAUUCUGGAUACAGCAGGACAAGAAGAAUUUGGAGCCAUGCGUGAGCAGUACAUGAGGACGGGGGAGGGCUUUCUGCUUGUUUUCUCAGUCACAGAUAGAGGAAGCUUUGAAGAAAUCUAUAAGUUUCAGCGACAGAUUCUUAGAGUGAAAGAUCGCGAUGAGUUUCCAAUGAUACUUGUUGGUAAUAAAGCAGAUUUGGACCACCAAAGACAGGUGACACAAGACGAAGGCCAGCAGCUGGCACGGCAACUUAAAGUAACCUACAUGGAAGCCUCAGCAAAAAUCAGAUUGAAUGUAGACCAAGCUUUUCAUGAACUUGUCAGAGUUAUAAGGAAAUUUCAAGAACAAGAGUGCCCUCCUUCACCAGAGCCAACGCGGAAAGAAAAAGACAAGAAAGGCUGCCAUUGUGUUAUUUUCUGAGAGUCCCAAGAACCAAGCUAUCAACUGCCAGAUCAUUUUUUUUUUUUUCUUUCCAUCAUUUUACAUCACUUCUGGUAUUGGUCUAGCCUUACAUGUGCAUGUCCUAAAAGUGGUCACCAGAAUAGCCUUAGUCCAAGAAGCUGGCAGAAUAGUUCCUGAAGAAGACUCUGUCAUCCUGGGGCAGACUUCAAACCAAAACACUAAGGCUGCUUCUCUAAUACCACAGUUCCUUCUCUCCCUUCAGAGCUUGCACCUUGUGGAGUUUUAUUCGCAAAGGAGAUGAAACAAAACCGUGUAGGACGAGGUGUUGAAGUCAUGCAUAAGUUGUCUCUUGUGAAUUAAUUUAUUUUUACUUCUGACAUUUCAUUAGCUAUUGCAGAGACCUAUAUUGGAGUAUAGAGAAUACUUUUUAAAAAAGGGGUGGAUUGGCUUUUUUUUUGUUUGUUUCUGCCCUCAGUUAAAUUAGACUUGAGUAUUCAGCUAGCCUUAAGAAACCUACACUGAAUUUCAUUGUCAGCAAAAAUUUUCAUCUCUCAUUUAUGCUGCAGUUUUAUUUCGGUGGCCAAAACAUUCUACUGUAUUUAUUUUUUGAAUCCAGAACAGCUACAGGAUGAUUACUACUACUAUUAGGAUAUGGCCAAAUACCUGAGCUCAUUCUGGAUUGAGGCAUUUCAGCUUAUUAAGAAAUUUCACAUUAUGUUUGAAAACAAAUUGUGUCUUCCUUUGUAUUUCUGGGUAAGGGAUUAAGGAAAACUAAAAUUGUAGCUGUUUUUGUUUCAUGUGAUAUAAAAAUGAAUUUGAUCUUUCCAUUGUCAGAGAUGAUUAAAUGUUUUUGCUAUAUACUUUUAUACAUUAUUUUCUUAUCAAACUAGUUAACAAGUAUUUUUAUAUGUUUGUAAGCAAAUAUGCUUUCACAGCAUAACUUGUGUAUAUGUAAAGAUGAGUAUUUAAUUCUCACAGUUCACUUUUAACUGACAAAAUGUGGGAUUUGCCAAACUGUGGUAAAAUUCUCCUUACUCUCCCGAUUAUACCCAAGAAUGGCCAAUUAUGUGCCUGCCCAGCACACCUAUAGAAUAAAAUCUAGUGUUGUGUUUUAAUGAAUUUCAGUAUCCCUCGCUGAAGACUGACCAUUAUGUGAAUUAUUAAACUGUAAGAACUUUUAAACUGAUUGUUUAGUUAAACUGUGGAUGGUUGUUUAAUUUUGAGUUCUGUGGAUUGUGUUUAAACAAUUCAAGAGUAUGGUCCCUGAUAUUGAAAUACUGAGUGGUAUUGCACAGUUGUCACCUUAACUGAAUGUGUCCAACAGUUCUUUGAAACUUGAUUAUUAAGCAAACCCUUGUAUAACUUCAGGUGCUAGAAUUAAAGAUGAUCUAACCAUU